GGGGGGGGUGUUUCUAGGCCAUUGCACAGAGGGGGCAGGGGGAGAAUUCCCCCUCCAGGGGCAGGAGAAAGAGGAGGCGCUGCUGCUGCUGCUGCUGCAGAGGCAGAGAUGGUGGCUGGUGCAAAGAGGGGGCUUCGCUUGCAGCCGCCGCCUCCCCUCUCUGGGCUGAUGCGUUUGUCCUUCCUCUUGCCCUGCGAAGAUCCAGAGGACUGAGGAGGAGGAGGAGGAAAAAGGAGGAAGAAGAAGAAGAAGGAGGAGGAGAGGAAAGGGGACGCGCCCGCCCGCCUCUUCCAUGGAGGGUCCCUUCUUCGCUCAUUCAUUUCUGGAGCUGCGUCUCAGGAGCUGCAAAACGAGGCUGCUGCCCUUGCGAGGGAAGCUGGGCGAGAGGUAGAGAGGAGGCGAGGAGAAAACAACUUCGGAGGACAUUUUCCUUUUCCUUUCUUUUUUUGCAAGGAGGCUUCUUCACAACAAGGACCCCAAACCUUCCCCACCCCUUUCCCUCCCCUCCCUCCCAGCACCCCCUCACCCAUGCCACAUUCUGGGCUUGUGUGUGCAUUUCUUUGCUUAAUUUAUUCCCCCCUCUGCCCUGCCCUCUCUCUGCACGACAGCUUUGUGUUAUGGGGUAUAUGUGUGUAUAUAUGUAUGCAUAUACAUACAUAGAUAUAUAUAUGUCCCCUGUGUUUCCCCCCAAGAAAUAAUUAAGAACCCCCUUUUUUUUAUUUAAAUGAUCGAACUGGACCUUGGCACUGCACAUUUUUAAUUUAUUUUUUCAAGAUUCUGAGGAGCGAGGAAACCCAAGCGCAGGAAAGAGAAAAGCAACUGAUUUGAGAGGAUAAGUUGGUCUCAUCUCCCUCUCUCUUCCUUUGCUACUUAAAGAGAAAAGGCCGCAGCAGCGUAAAAGCCCCAUAUUUUAUUCCGUCUGUGUUGUGAGUGUGUCUCUCUCUCGCUGCAAACAGAAGAACAGCUGGUAAAACUGGAUUAUAAGGAUGUUUUGAUCUGUGUUUUGCAGUUAAGACUUUAAUAUUUGGAUGGGAAUCUCUGCCACUGUUCCACUUGGCCCUUCCGAUCCCAUUCGUAACCUUGAAAAAAGUUUUUUGGGGGGGAGAUAGAGUGGGAGAGUUAAUUUGAAAAGGAGAGUUGUCGAGCAGAAGAAGAAGAAAAGGAGGAAAAAGAAUUAAGAAGAAGAACCAGGUCCUGCAAGGGCUGGGGGACGAUGCCUGGAGAAUACAAACCCCGGGAGGUGAUGGACUGGCAGAACCCAGCCUCUUGACUGCAGGAGGAGAAAUCACUUUUGCCUUGUUGUCUCUCUCUUCCUGGGGAGCGGGAAGGAAGACUUGCAGCGGAAAUCGUUUUCGCCAGGAAGAAAACGACGCCCCCCACCUCCCGCACCCAGGUAGCCAAAGACCCAGGGUGACCCCCCUGGUGUGCUGGAUUUGACCGCAAGCCAUGAACAUGAGGCCACCUCAGACUGCACUGGACAGACCAGCCAGUAAAAAGCACCCUCACCUGCCCAGGUUGAGCAGCCUGUCUUCCCUGGGCGACUCGGCUCCAGAACGGCGCUCUCCUGGCCACCGCCGUCAGCCAUCCGACUCCAGCGAAACAACAGGUUUGGUCCAGCGUUGCGUCAUUAUCCAGAAAGACCAGCAUGGCUUUGGCUUCACCGUCAGUGGGGACAGGAUCGUCUUGGUGCAAUCUGUACGGCCAGGGGGGGCCGCCAUGAAGGCUGGCGUUCAGGAGGGUGACCGGAUUGUCAAAGUGAACGGGACGAUGGUGACCAACAGCUCCCACCUGGAAGUCGUGAAGCUCAUAAAAUCCGGUGCUUACGUCGCCCUCACCCUCUUGGGCUCCCCUCCUGCCUCCGUGGGGUUUCUGGGCUCCCAGCAGGAUGGGCACCAGCCGGGGGCUCCUCAGGUCACACCUGCGUGCCCCCCUCCGCCCCCUCCGCCGCCACUGCCUCCGCCGCAGCGCAUCACGGGGCCAAAGCCACUGCAGGAUCCAGAAGUCCAGAAGCACGCAACACAGAUUCUCCGCAACAUGCUGAGGCAGGAGGAGGCAGAGCUGCAGCGAUGCUACGAAGCCUACAAUCGGAAUCCGGCUUCCCUGAUCGAAGAGCAGAUUGAAGGAGCUCGCCGGAGAGUCAACCAGCUGCAGCACAAGAUCCGCCAAGAGACAGGAGGGUUUCUGGAUUCCACCACCCGGCUCUUCAGUGACUUCAGCGGCUCCCGAGUCACCGAUGGGCGCCUCUCCUUGGAUUCUCAGGACGGCGACAGUGGCAUGGACUCUGGCACAGAGCGGUUCCCCUCCGUCAGCGAGAUCUCCCUGAACCGGAAUUCGGUCCUGUCCGACCCCGGCUUGGACAGCCCCCACACUUCCCCAGUCAUCACGUCCAGAAUGUUCCAGCACCAUCGGCGCCAGGGCUCAGACACGCCGUUCUCCCCCUCCGCAGAACAGGGCUCGGAUCGGACGCUGAGGCCGCUCAUCAUUGGUCCAGAGGAAGAUUACGACCCGGGAUACUUCAACAAUGAGUGUGACUCCCUCUUCCAGGAUUUAGGGAGGCUGAAGACACGGCUGGCGCACCUGGGCGUCUUCUUACGCUACAUCUUCUCUCAGGCUGACCCGAGUCCUCUGCUGCUGUACUUGUGCGCAGAUGUUUGCCAGCAGAUGAGCCCCAAGGAAGCCCGGGGACUCGGGAAGGACAUUUGGAACAUCUUCCUGGAGAAAACUGCGCCUCUGAGAGUCAAGGUCUCUGAUCAGUUGUUGGCUGAGAUAGACUCCUGCCUGCGAAAUGGGGAGGACGUCCGGAGCAUUUUCGUAGAAGCCCAGGAGGCCGUCAUGCCCGAGAUCCAGGAGCAGAUCCAGGAUUACAGGACCAAGCGCACGAUGGGCCUGGGAAGCUUGUAUGGGGAGAAUGACUUGAUGGACCUUGACGGAGACCCCCAGAAGGAGCGCCAGGUGGCCGAGAAGCAGAUCGCUCAGCUUGGAGACAUCCUAUCCAAAUACGAAGAGGACAGGAGCGCCCCCAUGAGCUUCGCCUUGAACACCUACAUGGGCCAUGUGGGGAUCCGUCCGCGAGAGGCCCGUCCCGUCAGCGUGGUGGAGAAGUCCCAGGCGCAGGAGAAAGACAAGUGGCUGCCGUUCUUCCCCAAGGCCAAGAAGAGCAGCAGCACCAAGAAGGAUAAGGACGCCAUGGAGGACAAGAAGCGGAACCCUAUCCUCAAGUACAUUGGGAAGCCCAAAAGCUCCUCCCAGAGCACAUUUCAUGUCCCCUUGUCCCCUGUUGAAGUUAAACCCGGGAACGUGAGGAACAUCAUCCAGCACUUUGAGAACAACCAGCAUUAUGACUCGCAGGAUCCUGGCCUGCAGCGCCUCUCCACCGGCAGCUUCCCUGAGGACCUCCUGGAGUCGGACAGUUCCAGGUCGGAGGUCAAACUCGGCCGGUCGGAGAGCCUGAAGGGCCGGGAGGAGCUCAAGAGGUUGCGCAAAGCAGAGAACGUGCCUCGCUCCCGCAGCGACGUGGACAUGGACGCCGCGGCUGAGGCCACCCGCCUCCACCAGUCGGCCUCUUCUUCUGCGUCCAGCCUCUCUGCCAGGUCUCUGGAAAACCCCACACCGCCGUACACUCCCAAAAUGGGGCGCAGAAGCAUCGAGUCCCCAAACUUGGGCUUCAGCACCGACUCCUUCCUGCCCCACCUGCUGGAAGACGACCUCUUCCAGCUCUCGGACCUGGAGCUGGAGCUGGACUCGCAAAACUGGCAGCACACCGUGGGCCGUGAAGUCGUGUCUUCCCUGACGCAGCGGGAGAUCGACCGCCAGGAAGUCAUCAAUGAGCUGUUUGUGACAGAGGGCUCUCACUUGCGGAUCCUGCGUGUCCUGGACGUUCUCUUCUACCAGCGCAUGAGAAAGGAGAGUCUUCUUUCCCGGGAGGAGGUGGCCCUCCUCUUCCCCAACCUCCCAGAGGUCUUGGAGAUCCACAAUUCUCUUUCGGAAUCAAUGAAGAGGCUGCGAGAGGAAGGGCCUAUCGUCAAGGAGAUUGGGGACCUUAUGCUUUCCCGGUUUGACGGGACUGCCCGCGAGGAGUUCCAGCAGAUGGCUGCCCGCUUCUGCGCAUACCAGUCCAUGGCGCUUGAGCUGAUCAAAACCAAGCAGCGGAAGGAGACUCGCUUCCAGCUCUUCAUGCAGGAAGCCGAGAGCAACCCUCAGUGCCGCCGCCUCCAGCUCAAGGACCUCAUCAUCUCAGAGAUGCAGCGGCUGACGAAGUACCCGUUGCUGCUGGAGAACAUCAUCAAGCACACAGACGGGGAGACCUUGGAGCACAAGAAGCUUUGCCAGGCCCGGGACCAGUGCCGAGAGAUCCUCCGGUACGUGAAUGAGGCGGUGAAGCGGGCAGAAAACCAGCAGCGCCUGGAGGUUUACCAGAAGCGCCUAGAUGCCACUUCGCUGGAGCGGACCAGCAACCCGCUGGCUGCAGAAUUCAAGAACCUCGACCUCCGAAGUCGUCGCAUGAUCCACGAGGGCCCUCUGAGUUGGCGCAUCAGCAAGGAUAAGACUGUGGAUCUGCACGUCUUGCUCCUUGAAGACCUUCUGGUACUUUUGCAAAAACAGGACGAGAAGUUGGUUCUCAAGUGUCACAGCAAGAUGGCGCUGGGCUCCUCAGACACCAAACAAACGUUCAGCCCCGUCCUCAAACUGAACGCGGUCCUCAUCCGCUCCGUGGCAACAGAUAAGCGAGCGCUCUUCAUCAUCUGCACUUCUGAAUUGGGGCCCCAGAUCUACGAACUGGUAGCUUCGAGCUCUUCAGAGAAGAACACGUGGAUGGAACUAUUGGAAGAGGCGGUGAAGAGCGCCACCCGGAACGCCCCCCUGCCUGCCAAGCGGCAUUCCCAGGAGCUCCCCCUGCACCCAGCUGCUCCUUCCAGCCUAGUACUCCAGGAUGCUGACAUCUCCCCCAACCUGGCCCCAAGCACCUCUGCGUCUACCCAGGAGGAGGACAUUUCAGACGAUACCCCAACGGACGCCCUGGCUGAGGAGAGACCCCUGGCACUGGCAGAAGAGCCAGAGGAUGGAGGCAGCGAGGAAAAGGAGCAGGAUGGGGAUGGCCUCUGCCCUGCUUUGUCGACGUUCCCCACUGGGGAGAUGGAGCUUCCUCCUGAGGAGACCCUGGAGGGGCCUGAUGAACAGUCGCAGCCACUUCCGGAGGCUGCCUUUCCCGGCUUCCUGGCAGAGUCCGCCUUGCAGGACGUCGAGACCCUGCGCCAUCUCCUCCUGCGCAGCUUCCUCCCUUGCCGGGACGCUGACCCUGAGGAGGACCUGACCCCCACCCCUUCUGUGGUCGGGGCCGGCCAGCCUUGGGACUCUGCGCUGGCCAGUCAGGACUCGGGCAGCCAGGAGGAGCCGUCUGGGGAGAGCAGGGCAGCCGUGGAACUCCCCGAAUCUGCAGCAGCGGAUCCAGAAGGGGCCAGUGCUGGCCUGGAGGCUGGAGGCUCCCAGAGCACCGAGGAAGGGGAAGGGACAGAGCCUCGGGGAGACGAGAGGACAACAGGCGCCUCCUCCGGCCAAGGGGCUGCUGCAGAAAGUGACCGGCAGGGCAGCAGCAGCAGCAGCUACAAAGUGGUGCGGAAAGCAGAGGUGGAGGGAACUAACGGUGCUUUGCCUUUGACAGACGGCAGCCAGGCUGGUGGCACGGCUCAUGCGGAUGGGAACUACUUCUACGUGAGCUUGCCGGCGGGUCCCGAGGAAUGCCAGCCGGACGCCAGGAGCCCUAGCCCCGUGGAGCCAGCCCGUCCUUCCAGCCCACCAAAGAGCUCCCCUCCUGCUGCCAGGCCGCCCCACAGGUGGCACCGUGCCAAGGAGAGCCUGGCAGCAGGCUGGCUUGGCCACUUGGAAGGCCCGCCAGCCGCCCCAGAUCUCUCCCCCUCCAGCCAAGUGGUCUGGGAUGUGGACGUCAUCUUCCAGACGAUAGAACAGCUUUCCCUGAAGCUCACCAGGCUAAAGGAUGUUGAGAAGGCCCACCAGGAGCUGCUACAAUCCCUGAGUGGCGGCUCUACCACAGACAGUUCCACGCCGGUGGGCUGCGUGCCGCCGGAUCUGAGCCAGCCGCUGCCGGGCAGCCGCCGAGUCUCCAGAGCCAGCGAUGAGGACCUUCUGCCCUCCCCACAAUCUCCGGCGGAGGCAGCAUCUGCGUUGGGCCAGAUCUCCCUUUCUGAAGACAGCCCCCAGGAGGUGACCCUUUAGGAAGGGGCAUUUUGCAACUGGACGGACUGAAGGCAGCAGGCGGACUCGCUCGCGGGCAGAUCGCCGCCCCCUCCUCUUCCCUGCCCACUUUGGGGGUCUCUGGGUUGAACUGAGGAGGGGGCGGGGGUCCUGUAGCGGCCCACGUUAGAAACGGCAAGACCUGCGAUGGCGCAGAAGGAAAACUGGAAUCCCUGGAAAGCACAUGCUGGAUUAAUCUGAACCCUGGAAAGAAAGAAUAUCUGUGGAGUUCUCCCCGUCAGGGGCUUCCCAGGAGGGACAGCCAAGCUCCCGGAGAGUGUUGGGGGGGGCUUAAGGUGGAGAGAGCCCCCGCUUCUCUCUCUCUCUCUCUCUCUCUGCCUGCAUGUCUCUUCCAUUUUGGGUAGGGGGUAGCUUCCAUUUGCUCCCCCCCCCAACCGCUGAAUCAAUCGCGUACAUAUGCACACCUGCAUAUGCGCCCCACAGACUGGCUUUUCCAAUGUACAUGAAAGCUGGAAAUAUAUUCUGUAUAAUUGCACUUUUUUUCCAUUUUGUUUAUUUUUGUUUUUCUCUCCACGGUGAGGAAGACCCCGUCCCCUCUGGAGAGAUUCCCCAGCUGCUUCCAGACCUUAUUUGAUAUAAAUAUGUAUGUAUAUGCAUUGAGUUAUUGUAAAUAUAUGAGAAAGUUGUUGGGUUUUUUUUAAA
Podarcis raffonei (Aeolian wall lizard) is the source of this 6912-nucleotide messenger RNA. It is a transcript of the gene ARHGEF11, whose product is annotated as Rho guanine nucleotide exchange factor 11. Bases 1447 to 6231 code for a protein of 1594 amino acids. Gene Ontology annotation, molecular function: guanyl-nucleotide exchange factor activity; G protein-coupled receptor binding. The record is from RefSeq and is a predicted model, not a curated record. Gene Ontology annotation, cellular component: cytoplasm. Gene Ontology annotation, biological process: Rho protein signal transduction; G protein-coupled receptor signaling pathway. The transcript has 42 exons. Lineage: Eukaryota; Metazoa; Chordata; Lepidosauria; Squamata; Lacertidae.